UUCUGUUCAAUCGCAAUACUGUUUUGCCCCAAUAACACUGUCUGAUCCACGGGAAAGGAAAGCAGCUGGCUAAGCGCGUAUGCGUUGGCUCAAGUCUGCACCGCUCUUGCCAAGUAAGGAGUACUGCCGCCUACUGUUCGCUGGAAAUGAAAUGCACUCGCCGGGCUCGUUGAAAAUGAAAAUGAACAUCCACAGUUAUUACUUCUUUCUGCUUUUUAGCCUACGUUGUUUUCCAAAAACGCGCAAUAGACAAAGGGUUCUCUGGGUUGCAUUAACAAGGCACGAUUGCGGGAUGUUUAAGGAAGUUUUGGAAAUUACGCGGAAGGCGGAAAGCCCACGGGAGCGGAGCGUGUUCCGCAUCUCUCACAGCGCUCCCCAUUGUCAAACAGCUGACGUAUCCACUCUUCGAGCGCUCGCUGCGUGUCAGGGCACGGCACUGCGUCCGUGCACACAGUGCGCCAGAGUGUGCGGAGACAGGCAGAAAACUUCUGCUGUUUCAUCAGAAAUGGAUGGACAGAUCCGCGGCAAAGCAGCCGAAGAAACUAGACCAUCGGUCGAUACAGCAGGGAUGUGUCCAAACGUGGUGUCCCGGCGCCAGUGGGGUGCCGUGGCUCCGCGGUCUCAGGAGAGACUGCAGGGUCAGGCCCUGAGAGCUGUCAUUCAUCACACUGCCCUGUGGCCCUGCCACAGCCCCGGACAGUGCCGCCUCCAGGUCGAACACAUACAGGAGCUGCACAUGCAGGGCCGAGACUUCCACGACAUCGGCUAUAACUUUCUAAUUUGUGGAGAUGGCACAGUAUACGAGGGGCGUGGCUGGGGCGUUGUGGGAGCUCACGCCAAAGGCAACAAUCACGACUCUGUGGGCAUCGCCUUUAUGGGAAACUUCAAUAAUGAAACUCCUACUCCGGCUGCAUUGUCUUCCACCCGAAAGCUGUUGCAGUGUGGGGUGGCCCUCGGGCACCUGCACCCCAGAUAUACCCUGCUUGGGCAUCGAGAUCUGGCAAAGACGGAAUGCCCCGGGGAGCAGCUGUACGCAGCGCUGCAGCUGUUAGCUCAACGCUGAGCACACAGGCUCAACAUACAGCAUACCAGCAACUCAAC
Megalops cyprinoides (Indo-Pacific tarpon) is the source of this 1101-nucleotide messenger RNA. It is a transcript of the gene pglyrp5, whose product is annotated as peptidoglycan recognition protein 5. Gene Ontology annotation, biological process: peptidoglycan catabolic process. The coding region runs from base 80 to 1063 and encodes 327 amino acids. The transcript has 5 exons. Gene Ontology annotation, molecular function: zinc ion binding; N-acetylmuramoyl-L-alanine amidase activity. The record is from RefSeq and is a predicted model, not a curated record. NCBI's taxonomy places the organism in Eukaryota, Metazoa, Chordata, Actinopteri, Elopiformes, Megalopidae.